This is a messenger RNA of Nicrophorus vespilloides, 2981 nucleotides long. It is a transcript of the gene Ptp52F, whose product is annotated as tyrosine-protein phosphatase non-receptor type 9. Gene Ontology annotation, molecular function: protein tyrosine phosphatase activity. The transcript has 6 exons. NCBI's taxonomy places the organism in Eukaryota, Metazoa, Arthropoda, Insecta, Coleoptera, Silphidae. The record is from RefSeq and is a predicted model, not a curated record. The coding region runs from base 77 to 2002 and encodes 641 amino acids. Gene Ontology annotation, biological process: protein dephosphorylation.
CAUUGCGCAGUUGAGUGCGGCGUGUGGAUGUGCGAGCAGUGAGAGAGGAACUUCGUGUGUUUACGAGGAUAGCGCAAUGGCGGCCCAACUGACAACAGAGCAGGAACUUGCCGCAGAGAAAUUCCUGGAGAUAGUGAAUGCGCGAUGUCGCUGGAAGCAGCAGGGACCCAUCAAAUGGUCGACGGCGGUGCGAUUUCUGUUCGCCCGUAAGUUCGACGUGGACAGAGCGGUGGCUCUCUUCCAGCAGCACGAGCUGACCAGACACAGAGAGGGCCUAGCCAAUUUCGACCCAAACACGGAACCACUGUUCUCCGAAUUGAAGACUGGAAAAUUCACAGUUUUGCCUAAACGAGAUGGUAGCGAGGCGGCGAUAGUUGUGUUCACAGCCCACAAACACAUCCCGUCCAUAAGCACGCACCAGACAACCCUCCAGGGUGUCGUCUACCAGUUGGACGUCGCCCUCAAGAACCCCACGACGCAGAGGAACGGCAUCGUCUUCAUUUACGACAUGUCCAACUCGAAGUACUCCAAUUUCGACUACGACCUCUCGCAGAAGAUCCUCACAUUGCUCAAGGGUGGUUAUCCGGCAAAGCUGAAAAAGGUGCUCAUAGUGACGGCCCCGUUGUGGUUCAAGGCUCCCUUUAAAAUCUUGCGUCUGUUCGUGAGGGAGAAGCUCAGGGAGCGCGUGUACACCGUGUCGGUGGCGCAACUGCUCAGCCACAUCCCGCGGGAGUCGCUGCCUACGCAGCUGGGUGGGAAUCUUCCCUUGGAUCACGAUGGCUGGCUCGAGGAUUGCCUCCAAAUGACCACGCGCCCGGACUCGCCGCCGAACAGCACGCACGAUGGCAAAUCGCCAUCGUCGCCGCAGAAACUCAUCAGCAGCAGCAACAACACCAAUAACACCACCACCACCAACAACGAGCUGGAGAUCUCCGCAUCCCCCAAUAACAUAAACAACAUCAACAACAUGGAGAGCAGCUGGGCGGAGGAGGGCAGCCUCAAUCCGCCGAGCAGCGCUUCGAGCGGCUUCUCCGACGACGACUCUCUCCACGGAGACGGCGCCGCGAUGACGAUCGCUCAGCUGGUGGAGCACGUGCGCGACCGCGGCCGCGAGGGUCUCACGCAAGACUACAUGGAGAUCAGGACGCGACCGCCGGACGGCACCUUCACCGUCGCCAAGCUGAAGAACAAUCUUCCCAAGAACCGGUACACGGACGUCCUCUGCUACGACCACAGUCGCGUCAUCCUCUCAGAGCUGGACGGCGAGUCGGACACGGACUACAUCCACGCCAACUUCGUCGACGGCUACAAACAGAAGAACGCCUUCAUCAACACGCAGGGCCCGCUUCCGAAGACGGCCGCCGAAUUCUGGCGGAUGAUCUGGGAGCAACAGACUCUCGUCAUUGUGAUGACGACGCGCGCCAUGGAGCGCAGUCGACCCAAGUGCCACCAGUACUGGGAGGCCGACUUGAACGGCAAAGUCGUCUACGGCGACUUCACCAUUUCCACCCUCGCCAAGGAGGCCAACGCCGACUACACCGUUUCCACCCUGCAAUUGUCCAACUCCAAAACGGACGAAGUGAGGAACGUGUCCCACUGGCAAUUCACCUCAUGGCCCGACUACGGAGUUCCGCAAUCCGCGAAGGCCAUGCUCGAGUUUCUCGAGAGGGUGAGAAGACAGCAAGCCGCGAUGGUCUUGGCCAUGGGCGACACCUGGGCCGGACAUCCCCGUGGACCGCCCAUCGUCGUCCACUGCAGCGCGGGAAUAGGAAGGACAGGCACCUUCUGCACUUUGGACAUUUGCAUAUCGAGGUUGGAGGACGUCGGAUCUGCGGAUAUCCGUGGAACCGUCGAGAAGAUCCGAUCGCAGAGAGCGUACUCCAUCCAGAUGCCCGAUCAGUACGUCUUCUGUCACAUCGCGCUCAUCGAGUACGCCCUCGUGAAGGGCCACCUCCAGUCCGCCGAUCUUCCCGAAUUCGGGACGGACGACGAUUCCGAUUAAAAAGAAGAAAGAAAGACACAAAAAUGAAGCAAAUAACAACAACAACAAAAGAAGAAUUACCUACAAACAAAUAUUUUCGCCGCCGCCGUUUGUUCAGAUGCUUAACUAUAUACAAUAUGUAUAGAUUAAACUCUUAGAAACACAUAACACACACACAUACAUUACACACAAAAACACGAGUGGUGACCGACACGAACGAGCGGCGACGAACGUGGGGGGAAAAAAAGCAAACAAAUAGGAAAUUUAAUUUAUUUGAUGUGGAACGAGUUUGAAUAGUAUUGUUUUGGGUUUAAUUAAAUGAAUGUGAUUUUAAGUAUUACAAAAAAAAAAAAUAGGGGAAGAGGAAGUGUGGAAUAACGAUUCGUUUCUAUCGAACAGUUUAACUUGCGUCGGACCAAUAUUUGUACAUAAAAUUACUAGCUUUGUAUACAUGGAUGAUGAUGAGAUCCGAUGCAAGUUAACUUACGUUUCCACGUACUAUCAUGAUAAUUAAUAUUAACACUUUUUUUUGUUUUUUCGUUUCGAAUCAAUUUCGUACCGGACAAAACGAUCCAUCCAUAAGCGUUAAUUGUUAGAUGAUACAAAAAAAAAGAGAAACGAAUGAGAGAAAUGUGUUUAUUAACUAUUACUAUCUUCUUAUUAUUAUUAUUAAUAUUAUUAUUACUUGUAUUUUGUUGAUGAAGUGAAUGGAAUGAGAAGUGAUGAAGGAAUACAAAAUUGGCGAGAGAGAGAGAGAGAAUGAGAAAUCAAUUGGGAAUCAAGACUGUUGUGAGUGGAGAGCGAAACGUGCCCGCCUCUUUCGUUCUCGGAAAGGGGGCGGGUCGUAGACUCUAGAGAGUUUUUGAUUGGUUUUUGUUGUUUGUCGUCGUCCCACCCCCAACACACACACACCCAUAUUCAUUUAGUCUACAUUUAUUUUGGAUCUGUUUAUCUCCUUACACGAAAAGAACAAAGAAAGAAAGAAAAAAAAACAACAACA